Messenger RNA from Pomacea canaliculata, 3505 nucleotides. Its product is annotated as solute carrier family 46 member 3-like. Gene Ontology annotation, molecular function: transmembrane transporter activity. The transcript is spliced from 7 exons. The record is from RefSeq and is a predicted model, not a curated record. Lineage: Eukaryota; Metazoa; Mollusca; Gastropoda; Architaenioglossa; Ampullariidae. Bases 523 to 2016 code for a protein of 497 amino acids. Gene Ontology annotation, cellular component: membrane. Gene Ontology annotation, biological process: transmembrane transport.
GGACGAGGUGAUCCAAACAAAGAUCAUGUCCUCAGCCAAGGCAAAACUACAUUUAGGGAGAAAAUGUAAAUAGUGUCGUCCUCAUCAAUUUUAAACUCAUCUGAGCUCAUUAGAAGAAGCAAGGCAAUGCAGCAACUACAAACCAUACUGCAGGCUAGUGCCAGAGAGCCCUAAGGGUCAUGGAGAAGCAAACUUUAUGUCUGAAAACACUGGUCGACUGCAUUGAUUUCUGCACCUUGCCUGCAGAGCUGAUCUUUUUUAACUGCCUGCUGUUUCCAUGGUAACCUGCAGUAGUUGAUGUUUUUCCUAUAGUUUGGCAACAGGGCUAAGGCUGCUAAGUUUCACCUGUCAGAUGACUGAAGGCCUGGGAUUCCAGUCAGUGCUUCAGCUGGCCCAAUCAUAUCCCUAUGCUCUGUGUUUUUGUUGGACAGGAAAUAUAUUAAUAGUUUAUAAAAGAGUAGGAGUCACUUGUAGAAUGUAGAAUGAGAGUUGUAAUGCUGCGACUGGAGAUAUACUGAUGCAAUGGCAGUCUCCAAGGUCAUUAGGUGUGGAUCACUACAGUUCAACAUCCGCAAUAUUACAGUGGAACCUGUGCUUUUUCUUUAUUUUUUCGCAGCCUAUAUUGUAAUUCCGACCCUGCAGGCUCUGGCCUAUCACAAGGUGUGCAUACAGAAGUACAAUGCAUCCUUUUGCAGUGAGCUGCAGAAUGUUACUUUUCAGAAGGAGCAUGCAGAAGAAAGUGACUAUGUGCAGACGGAAACAUCCCACCUCAUAUUGCUGGCAAACAUUGCCAUGACUAUCCCAGCCUGCUUCACGGUGUUUUGUUUCCUUGGGUCCUUUGGAGACAAAGUUGGUCGCAAGUUCCCCAUCUUGCUGCCAACCGUUGGAGCAAUAAUACAGGCGUUUGCAGGUCUUCUGAAUGCAGCUUUUCCAUCAAGCUCUGUCUACUUUCUUCUUAUCGGCCCUGCAAUCAGUGGUUUAUGUGGUGGGAUUAUAGCAGCUGUGAUGGCUGUGUACAGUUACAUUGCACACAUUGCAACCACAGAGUCCAAAACAAUGCGCAUUGGCAUUGUGGAGAGUAUGGGCUUUCUGGCAGGCACUCUUGGUGUCUUCUUAUCAGGCUUGAUGCUUGAUCGUACCAGCUUUGAAUUUGUCUUUGGUUUCACCAUGGCACUGCUGUUACUUGCAACAGUGUACAUUGUUUUUUGGCUGGAGGAAAUUAGACCACCACAAACAGUGAACAUAAGCAACAUUUGUGGGCGAUGGAUUUUGGAAAAUGUGAAGGAAUCAGUGAACUUCAUCACAAAACGGCGGCCACCUCGAGUGCGAUGCACCAUCUUCCUUCUUAUCAUCAGCAUCAAUUUAAUACUUCUUUGUACCAUUGGUGAAUUUGACAUCAUCCUUCUGUUUCUGCGUCGAGAGCCAUUAGUCUGGUCUCAGUCUAUGUUUGGUUACUUCAAGGGAGCAGAAAAUCUGCUAAAAGGACUUAUGUUGGUGGUUGUCCUUCCUAUUCUGAAGAAAAAAUUACACGUACGGGACACAGCUAUUGUGAUGGGUGGUGCCAUGUCCAAGGUGGCUGGCCUGAUCAUACUUGGCAUUGCAACAAAAACAUGGAUUGUGUUUAUUGCUGGAAUCGUUGGAAUGGCACAGGGACUGCCUUCCGCUGGUCUUCGCUCCAUGAUGUCCAGCCUGGUCAAGGAUGAUGAGCAGGGUCGUCUGUUUGGCAUUGUGGCAACAGCAGAAAGUUUGAUAGGCAUCUUAGCAGCACUUCUCUUUAACACCAUAUAUCCACUGACACUACAUUUGUUUGCAGGCACUUGUUUUUUAAUGGCUGCAGGCAUUUCCUUUGUCUCAUUCUGCAUAGUACUUUACUUGCACAAGUCUGGGGUGGCAGAAAUGUGUCAUUCACCCCCAUACCGUAACAUGCCAGAAGAAGCUGAUGCAGAAGAAUUCAAAGAUGAAGAUGUCUUUCAUGUGGCUAUCAUGGCAGAUGAGGAUCAUUUUGCUUACAUAUGAUAAAACUCCUGUUUUUUCGAGUUAUAGUUAAUCUGGAUUUUAAAAAAAUGACCAUCUUGUAAUACAAAAUUUUGUGCUUUUGCUUUACCUUUUUGGUCUGCUUAUAGGACUAGACUAACUUGCUAUGAUGCAGCCUUAGUCAUUGAUAUCAAACACCAACAACCCAUCCCUAUGGGAUAGAUAUUGCUGGAAGUAGUGGUGGUGGGGGAAGGGGAUAACAAUUUUUGCAGUUACUUUAAUUGUUACCUUGGGAGUAGUGCCUAGAAGCAGAUUGAAAACAUUCUAGUUCACUUUUUUAUGAAAGAAGCAAAAAUUAUGUAUUCAGAAAGACAAUAUGCAGAUUUUCUGGUUGUGUCAUCUUCUCAUGGUGUCAUGUGAAUUUCAUUUAUAACAAUGCCUUGACAGGCAUAAAAGGAGACAAUAUCUAAUCAGAAGAAGCAGGGAUGACAUCAACAUCAAGAAGAUGGAGGCAAUGCAGGUCAACAAAAAGCAAGAAGCCCCACUCCAACUACAUGGGGAAUGUAUUACAGAGACUGACAGCUUCACCUACCUUGUCAGCAAAGUCAGCAAAUAUGAGGGUGCAGAUAAAGAUGUAAAAAGCCGAAUAAAUAAAACCAGGUCUAUACGGAUCUGGAACAUGGCGUGUGACAAACACUAUCACCAAGAAGAUUCAGACACUCAUCAACAGAUGUCUGAUCCACAUCCUCAACAUAAGAUGGCCCAAGAAGAUCUCCAAUACAAACCUGUGGGAGAGAACCAACCAAAAACCUGCCAGCCAAGACAUCAAGAAGCGGAAGUGGGGCUGGAUCGGUCACACCCUGCAAAAGCCGGCCAACAAUUUACCGAGGCAAGCUCUGGGCUGGAACCCACAAGGGCAGUGCAGGGUUGGGAGACAUUGAGAGAUCGGUCCAUAGCAAGGCGGAGACAGCUGGCAUGACAUGGACCCAACUGGGAAGGGACACCCAGAACUGGAUCCAAUGGCGUGGUGUAGUUGCAACCCUAUGCUCCAUUGGGGGCAUAAAAGAAUAAGAAGAAUCUAGUCUAAUACAAUGCAGAUGUUCACAAAUGGUAACAAAAUGAGAUGUGUGAUGUAAGAUUACUCACAUUCUAUCAGCUGUCAUGAUCUCCUGUAAUUCAAAAGUCUUUUCCUCUCUUUUUCGCAUCGGCCUAAAUAAAUUACUGAGUAAGCUAGCAGAGGAAGCAGAGAAGACUGGCUUAAAGGUUAACAGAAAAAAGACCAAUGUGAUGAGAAUCAACAAUAAGCAGAAACUCCCAAUCCAUCUUCAAGGAGAGAACAUCCUGAAAACAGACCGCUUCACGUAUCUGGGGUGCAUUGUCAAGCUGCAACUUUCAACAUCCUACUCCCCAUCUGGAACUCCCGAGCAUUAUCCUUUACCAGUAAGACCCGCAUCUUCAACACCAAUGUGAAUGCAGUCCUACUGUAUGGUUCUGAAACCUGAAGAGAGACAAACACCAUCAACAACAAGCU